This is a messenger RNA of Vidua chalybeata, 2468 nucleotides long. It is a transcript of the gene RBM45, whose product is annotated as RNA binding motif protein 45. The transcript is spliced from 10 exons. The record is from RefSeq and is a predicted model, not a curated record. NCBI's taxonomy places the organism in Eukaryota, Metazoa, Chordata, Aves, Passeriformes, Viduidae. Bases 125 to 1531 code for a protein of 468 amino acids. Gene Ontology annotation, molecular function: RNA binding.
ACGGCGGAAGCGGCGGCGGAAGGGGCGGCGGAAGGGGCGGGCGCGCUGAUCCGCGGCGGAAAAGGCGCUGCUGCACUUCCCUGCCGUACCCCGGGAGAAGCCUGCAGUGCUCGGCAGCCCCGCCAUGGAGGAGAGCAGCGGCAUCCGCCUCUCGGCCGAGUGCCUGGACGAGCCGCCCAACAGCCGCGUCUUCGUGGUACUGGGCAAGGACACCGGCGAGGCGCUGAUCCGGGAGCGCUUCUCGCCCUUCGGGGACAUCCAGAACAUCUGGCUCCUGCGGGACAGGCGAACCAAUGAGUCCCGCGGUAUCGCCUUCAUCAAGUUCGCCCGCAGCUCGCAGGCCUGCCGGGCCAUGGAGGAGAUGCACGGCCGCAGCCUGCUCCCCGACAGCAAGCCCAUCAAGGUAUUCAUUGCACAAUCAAGAGCUUCUGGAAGCCACCGAGAUCUUGAAGAUGAGGAGCUUACAAGAAUCUUUGUUAUGAUACCAAAAACCUACACGGAGGAGGAUUUGCGGGAGAAGUUUAAGAUGUAUGGAGACAUUGAAUACUGCAGUAUUAUUAAAAACAAGACUACUGGAGAAAGUAAAGGUUUGGGCUAUGUCAGGUACCUGAAACCAUCGCAAGCUGCCCGAGCAAUUGAAGAGUGUGAUCGAAGCUACAGGGCCAUUUUGGCUGAACCUAAAAAUAAGUCAUCUGAGACUUUUGAACACGAUUAUUACAGUAAUACCAUGAGGCCAGAACUAAGAGGAAAUACGCUUCCAUUUUGUAUGCAGCCAGAAUUUUGUAGCUUUGAAAAAGCUGAGACCCGGAUUCAAGAACCAGUCUCCAAGCGCCUGUCGGUGGUAUCUCGGCUCCCCUUUAUUCAAGAGCAGCUGUUCGCCCUCUUCGAUUUAGUUCCAGGUCUGGAGUAUUGUGAUGUUCAGAGAGACCCUCAUACCAACAGUGGGUAUGCUGUGAUUCAGUACAGCACUGCUGCCUCAGCAAUAUAUGCCAAGUACAAACUACAUGGGUUUGAGUAUCCUCCUGGAAAUCGACUAACUGUCAUUUUCUUAGAAGAUGGGAAUGAUAGCUCAGACCUUAUCAGGAAAAUGGCAACACAGCUGGUGACAGCGCAGGUGUCGUCAGCGCUGCGCAGUAAUAGCGCAAUGGUUCAGCAGUACAGGACGCCUCCUCAAGCAUUUGGAGGAACUUCUGGCCCACAGUUGCUGCAGCCCCAAACAGAUGCCAUACUUCCACCACCCAAAAAAAAGGUUCCACCUGACACUUCUGUGAAGGAAAGGCUUUUCAUACUUUUUCAUCCCCAUCCUUUACCUGUAAAUGUACUGGAGGAUGUGUUCUGUCGUUUUGGACAAUUGAUAAGUGUUUAUCUUGUGGCUGGAAAAAAUGUGGGCUAUGCAAAAUUUGCAGACAGAGCAAGUGCCAGCGAGGCCAUAACUGCAUUACAUGGCAAGAUUGUGAAUGGUGUGAGGCUGAAAGUGAGGUUGGCAGACUCGCCCUCGGAGGAGCCCAACAAGCGCCAGAGAACUUACUGAGCAGAAACUAAGUAAUGACAUGACCCUCAGCUAGCUGACUGACUGACUGAAACGUGACUAGACAUGGUUCCUGUGGACAGUGACAGCUUUUUUCAGUGACAACUUUUUUGUUAAUUGUUACUUAGUUGAUCUCUCUAUGAUCCUUUUUCUUUCUGAAUAUGCAGACAUGCAGUUUUGAAAAUGAUGUAGGCAUUAAAAACUGUAAACUGGUGGUUGUUCUUGUAAUAGUAUAUAACCUUGUAUUACAGAAAUAACUCUUGUUUUUACCUGAAUCCUUCCUAUAAGAUGGAAAUUACAAUGAUGGAGGAAAUAAAGGAGCCAGCAUUUUCUUACUUGAGUGGUUGAUUGAUAAUGAUUCAGAUUCUGUUAAAAUAGAAGACAGCUCUCAUGAUCCAAAUUGCAUUGAAAAGUGAAGUACAGCAUUUAAUUCAAAGAAAAUGAAGCAGUUUUAACAACGCUAGCAGACAUGACAGUAUUAAUCUAGAUUUAAGAAAAUAAAGUACAUUCUUAAAUAUUUUGUUGCUUUGGGCCACAAUUAUUAGUUCUGCUGUUUAGUGAAAGGAACUCUGUCAGACUACCAAAGCUUCUUAUAUUUAUGCUUUCUUAUCCUGAGGUCUUUUGGCUAUAACUGCAGGGAAACUGUAGAGUCUAGGGCUGUGGGUUUGUUUUUGUUAGUUUUGAGGGAUUGGGGUGUUUUGUUUGUUGUUUUCUUUUUUUUUCCAGAAGCUUUCAAUGCAUAUGUUCAAGUAAGAGUUGGACAAGCCAAGUUUUCAGCAGGAUGAAGACAAUUUUAGCACUGAUGGAGAGUAAAUGAAGAUAGUUCAAAUAAGUAUGUGCAUAGAUAAUUUUCAAAUGCCAUUACUUGUCCAUGUAUUCCUGUAUACUACUUGUUGAAUUGGAAAUAUCCUGGUUAUUAAAAUAUGAUAUACAGAUAAAA